AUGCUUUCGAUUGAACAGCGGUAUAAUAUCUGCCUGAUGGCGGAGAGGCAUCCUAAGUGGACACAAUUAGAACUAGCUCGCUGGGCGUAUGAAACUUUUCAAUUGCCCAAGAUUCCUUCCCAAGGUACGAUAUCUCGUCUACUGGCUAAGAGAGAUGUCUACAUGAACUGUAAGGACAACGAAAAGGCAGCAAAUCGAGUGAGGAAACCAAAUAAUGUUUUGGUUCGUUUGAUCCUCCAGGAAUGGGUCUCUCAGAGCAUAUGGAAUGGUAUACCCAUUAACUCACCUAUUAUACAAGAUACAGCACAAUCCAUAUGGUAUCGAAUACCAGCCGAACACCGGGAGGGAAAUGGAUCUUUUUCAUAUAAAUGGAUCAACAAUUUUCUUUCCAAGAUGGAUAUCAACAUCUCUAACCUGGAUGAAGAGCUUCCUAAGCCACCAAAAGUCUGGACUUUUGAGGAAAGGAAUGGAUUAAAGCAGCUUUUCGCUACAAUUCCUCCACAGGACAUCUUCACACUUGAUGAGACCUUUUUGGCCUACAAUUUGCCAUUGGACUACGCGCAAUACGAAACUAGCCAAAUUCAAAGGGCAAUAGAGGUUGCUACUGUUAUGCUAUGUUGCAAUCUUGAUGGCUCGGAAAAGUUAAAGCCUUUAGUUGUUGGCAAAUACAAUAGCUACCGAAGCUUCAGAAACUACUUCCCAGAGGAGCCUUCAGAUCCGGUAUCGCAGUCGUUGUUGGGAGAUAAAAUGGCACAAAGGUUUGGCAUUUCAUAUCACAGUAAUCGGAAGGCAUGGCUCACCAGUAAUUUGUUCCAUGAUUGGCUAGCAAGAUGGGAUAAACGGUUGAUGGCCGAUAAUAGGAAGAUAUGGAUUAUACUAGACGAUUCCUGCUCACACAGAAUUAUCAAUCCGCAUUUGAAAAAUAUACAAUUGGUCUACACUUCAGCAAACUCAAGAUUUCUUCCAUUCAACUGGGGUGUUCUUGACGAAUUCAAGACACGGUACAGAAUUCAACAAUACCAGGCUUUGAUAGAUUUGCAAAAGACACUGGAGAAGAAGACUAACAAAAGGAUGCUGAUCACCUUCGAGCAAAGUCAACUAACAAUGUCUAACGCCUUUAAAUUCAUCAAGAAAGCGUGGAAGGGUAUUCCCGUUCAAACCAUUAGAGCCAACUGGAAAAGCUCUGGUAUUUUGCCAUCUGAAAUGAUUCCACUAGGAGAAACUGUUAGUAUGGCUUUCAAGAAAAACGAAGCUCUUGAAGCAGAACUCAAUGGCUUAUGUGACAAGUUUUACUGUGCCAAGAAGUGGGAUCAUGAUAUGUUGCUAGAUCUUAACAUCGAAAAUAAGAACACUAAUUUUCUCAGUACAGAGGAGUUGGUUGAGAGCGCCAUAGUGGAUGCCGUUGAACCAGACCCUCAAGUCAGCCAGCGUAAUGCCACUCCCGCAUUGAGCUCCCAUAUUGGCGAAUACUACAGCUUUGAUCUUCUCAAUGAUCGUAACUUGGGUAUAAACCUAAAUCAAGCAACUGGAGAUACGGAUUCACACUCUGAAGAUGACCUAAGUAGAGACAAUAUGAAUUCAAAUGGAAGUGACGGUGAUAACAUUGCUCUACUGGGCAACUCGAAUGAGGCGGGAAAAGUCGACAAUAACUACGAAAUUAAUCUUGAUCGACUUCUGGGCGGUGACUAUGGUAGUGAAGAAAAGGGAAAGCUUUACAACGUUAGCACGUUGAUUGACAGACCUAAUCUUUUCAUGGGAGAGAACGGAGUACUUGACUUGAGGGGCGUAGGGAUUGACGCAUCCAUAGGACCUUCAGACUACUUUAGCGAUAUGUUUCCUACGUCUGUACCAGGGACGGCGGCUACCAGUAUUCCAGGUGGCCCGCCCGAUGGAAUGUCAACGCAACCAAUCAGCGCAUCAUAUAAUACUAACACCGUACCGGCCCCUAAUCAGAGACCAGCUACCGCUGCAUCGUCAACAAUGGUUCCAUUCGAGAAUCCUGCAUUGAAUCAUUUACUGGAAAACUCUGUAUCCUCGAAUAAGGACACAACGCCUAACUCGCUGCCUGAAUUUCUCCCAGAGGCAAAUCCAGGAGCAGCGUUACAAGCUAACAUUAAUAUUGCUAAAUCACUGGGGAACAUCUUAAAGCAUACAGAAACGCGUGAGUUGAAUUUCUCAGAAGCUGCAAUCAAUGAGAUCAAAUCUAAUUACAACCAUAUUUUGACCAGAAUAAAGAUGGUAAGGAAACGGAGACAUAACAUGAAGGCCAGAAGAGGCCAAGUCCAACUGGAGAAGUAUCUUUCUGGUGAGACACCAACAAGCUCCAAUAACUCCGAGUUUUCGCCAUCACAUAACUUACAAGUUCCUGUAGAUUUACAACUAACCGACAACGCAUCUUUCUUUUAG
This is a messenger RNA of Torulaspora delbrueckii, 2406 nucleotides long. It is a transcript of the gene PDC2, whose product is annotated as Pdc2p. Gene Ontology annotation, molecular function: DNA binding. The transcript has a single exon. The record is from RefSeq and is a predicted model, not a curated record. NCBI's taxonomy places the organism in Eukaryota, Fungi, Ascomycota, Saccharomycetes, Saccharomycetales, Saccharomycetaceae. Gene Ontology annotation, cellular component: nucleus. Bases 1 to 2406 code for a protein of 801 amino acids.